Chondrus crispus (carragheen) is the source of this 1110-nucleotide messenger RNA. RefSeq lists its product as hypothetical. The record is from RefSeq and is a predicted model, not a curated record. The transcript has a single exon. Lineage: Eukaryota; Rhodophyta; Florideophyceae; Gigartinales; Gigartinaceae. The coding region runs from base 1 to 1110 and encodes 369 amino acids.
AUGCGUUGUCUGCGGGUUAAAGAGCCCCAUGUGCAGCGCACAGGACACGCUAACAACCGUCCUUCGCUCCCCAGAAACAAGCUCGAGUUGAUCACCAACGACGACCGAUCCAGCAGUGGCGAGCUUGUCGUUGACAUAAAGGUAAUGGCCCUGCGUCAGGGUAACCCUUGCAGAGACUUGGUCCUCGUUUCCCACCUCAACCGUGACAAACUCAUGCAACACAUCCUUCAUCUUGUGGGUAAACAUGAAGACGUCACUAAACUGCUGCGGUCCCACUUGUACGCGAUCUCCGAUCUGCACAUGGCGCAUCUCCUUCACGGCGCCACACUGCAACUUGACGGUAGCAUGCCCCGGGAAGCACACCCCGUCGUCGGAGGGCUGUCGCGUAGGAUCGCCGCUGACGACGGUUGGGGUGCCGGGGGUCUCUUCCGCAGCUGGAGACUCUACAGCUUCGACUCCAGACGGGGUAGGACCGGUGCUAGAGGCUGGGGCGGUCGCUGGCUCUUCUUCGGUGGUGUCCGUGGCAGGCGGGGACUCCGUAGUGGGGGGUGCCUCGGUGGUAGGGGGUGCUUCGGUAGUAGGGGGUGCUUCGGUGGUAGGGGGUGCUUCGGUAGUGGGGGGUGUCCCCCCACUGGUCGGGGUGUCAUCCUGUUCGCACCCAGGGGCGUCGCUGGCGCCGGUUUCGUUUUCGUCGCCGGGGUGGCUCAAUUGGUCGGUGCGCAGUUCGGACGGGGUGUCGGCGUUCCACUCGCAGCACGGAUCGCCGAGCUCCUCGCCGUUGGUGAGGCCGUCGUUGUCCGAGUCCAUCUCGCACAAGGUCUUGUCCCAGACGAGGCCGUUGGCCUCGAAAGCGCGGCCGAAGGCGUUGCGGGGAUCGCCUUCCACGCAGUCGUUGUGGCCCAGGAAUUGGCACGUGAUGCCGGAGCCUGGCCGGCUCCACGCGUCGCCGUUCGGGAUCCGCUGCAGGUACACCGCCUUGGAGAGCGCGAGCGGGAGCAGGGCGAGCGCGAGGACGAGGGCGAGCGGGGGCGUCAUCACGGGUACCGUGGUGUGGUGGGGGACGGGAAAUGGGGGAGCUGGUGGGGGUGCGGAUGGCGCGCAGAGCGAUGA